Messenger RNA from Acanthopagrus latus (yellowfin seabream), 2368 nucleotides. RefSeq names its product polymeric immunoglobulin receptor-like. The transcript has 9 exons. Lineage: Eukaryota; Metazoa; Chordata; Actinopteri; Spariformes; Sparidae. The record is from RefSeq and is a predicted model, not a curated record. The coding region runs from base 887 to 1981 and encodes 364 amino acids.
CCACCGGUGUGCCAUUGUUCUGCCUCUGCUGUGGCUGGCAGUGUUUGGUGUCCCAGCCGGUAUCCAAGUGAGGAAUCCCUGUUUGCCCCUUACCAGAGUGCUUUCUGUGUUCAUGGUUCUGUUGCAUGAGUGGUUCACUUGCACUGUAACACUGCUGUUUUGCCCACAUUUUUAUGUUCCAUUUGCCCUGACCAUUUAGUUUUUAUUCUGCAAAUGUUUUUGCCUGUAAUGGUGGUUUUGAUUUAUUUUGCCUGACGCUUUAAUUCAUGAAGUUUGUUAGAGUGGUUUGUUUUGCUUUGAUCAGGUCAAUUUUCCUUUGUUAUCUGUAGGGCUGAAUUUGUUAAAACCAACUGGGUUUCCUUACCUUACUUUGUUAUUUUGUUACCUUGUUUAUUUGAUGACAUGUUGUUUUCUGACCAUUUUUUUCAUUAUUUCUCUAAGCAAGGUGCCAUAUUGUUAGGAGUGUAGGCAGCCGUGGUGAGUUUCCUUCACUUUUUGUAUGUGGUAUAAUCUGCACUGAACCUGCACUAGUUGCAUUAAAUAGAUGAAAAUUAUUCAAAUAAAAGCUGAAACUGUAAUACCUAUUGAUUAACAAAAGUAAAGUUGAGAAGUUUUGUGAUUUUAUUUCAAUAAUGUAAAGUGCUUUGUAACUCAGGUUUCAUAUAGCUUUACUUACUAUGUACAAUUGUUCAGUCAACAGUGCAAAAUGUAGCUUCAUAACUGCGUGCUCUGCAAUGAAACAACAUGAACUGCCUCAAAAGGAGGAGGAAGAGAAAUUGUUAACAGUUGCUAUUGCUUGUUCAAGAAAUCAGGAAGUAUAUCACUAGACGAUGCAUUGGUGUUGCAUGUUCGUCUGUCAAACUCUACACCUGCAACUCUCUGCAACAUGGCCGUUCAUCUCAGAAUUCUUGUCAUCCUCACGGCACUCACAGGAAUUCACAGCGUAACUACAGUCAGUGAAGUGUCAGUGAAGGCUGGAGGCUCAAUCUCUAUCCCAUGUCUGUAUGAGCCACGAUACAGAAACAACGUGAAAUACUUAUGUAAAGGGAGUUCUUGGACCUCCUGCUCAUAUGUAGUUAAAACAAACACACAAAGUUCAGGAAGGUUUUCAAUCUCUGAUGACAAAACCCAAAGAAUCGUCACUGUGACCAUGAAAAAUCUGAAGGAACAGGACACUGGUUAUUACUGGUGUGCUGUGGAGAUUAACAAUGGGGGAGAUGACAGACAGUAUUUCCACCUGUCAGUCACCAGAGAUACACCCGCUCUCAAUGUGGAUCAUCAGGAGAUUCAAGGACUUAUUGGAGAAGAAAUAACCAUCAAGUGUCAUUAUUCUAAACAUGGAGUAAUAAAGUGGUGCAGGCUGGGCAGAAACUGUGUGACAGAACCAUCUGGAUCAAUAGAUGGAACAGAAGUGAUCAUUGAUAAGAGAAUUCCCAAUGUUUUUACUGUAACUAUGAGUGGACUGAGGACAGAGAACAGCGGCUGGUAUUGGUGUGACAAAGGAGGUUUCCAGAUGCCGGUGCAUUUAACUGUCACAGAGAAACCGACCACUACCACUGUUGCAGCAACAACACUCUUAACCACCACUGAGCCUGAGAAUCCCCCCACUGGUUCUGUAGACGAAGAAACUACCACAGCUCAGAGUGAAGAGCAAAGUGCUUCAGUUUCCCCAAGGACCCUCAUCAUUCUUUUGAGCUUGUUGAUCUUCAUCGCAUUUGUAACCAUGUUCAUCUGGUUUAUGUUGAAAAAGCACAAGCAGGCCAGAGCUGCAGCGUCAGCCACAACGGCUUCGUGCACAGAGAGCAAUGUGGAUGUGGUGUACAGCUCUGUGGUUUUCAACAAGCCAAAAGGUUUGCAGAAGACUUCAUACACUCAGAGCGAUGUGGAAGUGAUGUACAGCUCUGUGGCUUUGAAGAAGCCAAAAUCUGUCCUAAAGGUCGAAGCAAAUGAUGACAGUGUUACAUCCGGCACAUUGGUUUAGCACCAGCACAGCCUUCAGCCACAUUUCCUCUGUUUUUUCUGUCUAUGUUAGUCUACUUAGAUGCGUUCCUUAAUUGAUAGUGUUGGAUUGUGUUAUCUGAUGUCAUUAUUCAGUUGUGAAGUAACUUCUCUCUACUGGUUCCUGUUUUGCAUUUAAAGAAAGCUUUGUCCUGUUUACCUGUCUGGUGUUAAAGGUCACAUUAAGCUUGUAUGUGUUUUGAAUUUAUAAGUAUAUGUGUAGGUUUACGGAGGAUUUGUCCUCGCUGCAGCAGACCUGGGUUUGAGUCCCGGCCUUUUAUUUGCUGCGUGUAACUACCGUUCUCUCUCAUCCUAUUCUCUGUAAUGUCUUCAAGCUGUUCUAUCAAUAAAGCCAUAAAGGCCAAAAAUA